AUGGCGGCUCGCAAGGGCACGUGUGAAAAUGGGGAGCCCAUGGAGACCGAAUCCCGUGAUGCCCCGAGCGAUCGCCCGGCUGAGGUCUACCUGCCCGGUCGGGGGCCGCCGCUGGGCGAAGGCGAGGAGCUCGUCAUGGACGAGGAGGCCUACGUGCUGUACCACCGCGCGCAGACCGGCGCCCCUUGUCUCAGCUUUGACGUUGUCCGCGACCACCUGGGAGACAAUCGCACUGAGCUGCCUCUGACUCUUUACCUGUGCGCUGGGACCCAGGCGCAGAGUGCCCAGGGCAACAGACUGAUGAUGCUUCGAAUGCACAAUCUGCAUGGAACCAAGCGAACGCCAUCUGAGGGCAGCGAUGACGACGAUGACGAGGAGGAUGAAGAGGAUGAAGAAGAGAGGAAGCCUCAGCUAGAACUGGCUAUGGUUCCCCAUUACGGUGGCAUCAACCGAGUCCGUGUGACGUGGCUGGGCGAAGACCCAGUAGUGGCGGUGUGGUCCGAGAAGGGCCAGGUGGAGGUGUUCACUCUGCGGCCGCUGCUUCGGGCUGUGGACGAUGCACAGGCCAUGGCUGCCUUCCUGCGGGAUGAGCAGGCCCGCAUCAAGCCCAUCUUCAGCUUCGCUGGCCACAUGGGCGAGGGCUUUGCCCUGGACUGGUCGCCCCGGGUGCCCGGCCGACUGCUGACUGGCGACUGUCAGAAGAACAUCCACCUCUGGACACCCGCGGAUGGCGGCUCCUGGCAUGUGGACCAGCGGCCCUUCGCUGGCCACACGCGCUCCGUGGAGGACCUGCAGUGGUCCCCAACAGAGGACACGGUCUUUGCCUCUUGCUCAGCCGAUGCCUCCAUCCGCAUCUGGGACGUCCGCGCAGCGCCCAGCAAGGCCUGCAUGCUGUCCACGGCCAACGCACACGACGGGGACGUCAAUGUCAUUAACUGGAGCCGGCGCGAGCCCUUCCUGCUGAGUGGGGGCGACGAUGGCGCCCUCAAGGUGUGGGACCUGCGGCAGUUCAAGUCCGGCUCCCCCAUAGCAACCUUCAAGCAGCACGUGGCGCCCGUGACAUCGGUGGAGUGGCACCCCCAGGACAGCGGGGUGUUCGCCGCAGCGGGCGCAGACAACCAGGUCACGCAGUGGGACCUGGCGGUGGAGCGGGAUGCGGACGCAGGUGCCGCCGAGACGGAGCCGGGCCUGGCCGACCUGCCCCAGCAGCUGCUGUUCGUGCAUCAGGGCGAGACGGACCUCAAGGAGCUGCACUGGCAUCCACAGUGCCCCGGGGUGCUGAUCAGCACCGCCCUGUCCGGCUUCACCGUCUUCCGGACCAUCAGCGUGUGACCAAGUGCUGGCCCAGCCAUGUUUCUCCAGAGGAAACGCAUUCGGACCCAGGGCCGCCAUCUCACUGGGACAGACACACACACACCCCUUCGGAGUCACUGGUCCCAUCACAUGACUCUGAAGCCCUUGGGGCUGGUUCGGGGUCCCCAUCACAGGCUCUGUAAAGGCGCUGGGCCAACCUGCCCAUUGGCGCCACAAAGACUCAGCCCGGUGCC
This is a messenger RNA of Suncus etruscus (white-toothed pygmy shrew), 1547 nucleotides long. It is a transcript of the gene GRWD1, whose product is annotated as glutamate rich WD repeat containing 1. NCBI's taxonomy places the organism in Eukaryota, Metazoa, Chordata, Mammalia, Eulipotyphla, Soricidae. The transcript is spliced from 7 exons. The record is from RefSeq and is a predicted model, not a curated record. The coding region runs from base 1 to 1332 and encodes 443 amino acids. Gene Ontology annotation, molecular function: protein binding.